CUCUACCUAGUUCCGUUAUCCGUGUAAAAUGGGGGAUACCAGUCAGUGCUUGGGCGAGCUCUUCCUAGCUCCCAAAAGCUCGAGGAUUUAUUGCUUUUGCGCGCUCUAGCUAGGGCGUGGCGAAUUCGUGCCGGGCGCUGGAAGAAUCGCGACGCGGCCGCAUUGGCGGAGGCCUCCAUUCUUCCCAGGUCACUUCGAUCGCUUGCCACUCAUAUUCUAGGCCUAGGGUUUUGGCGUUCUUGAUUCCUCGAGCUCCAGCGCCUCGACAGAAGAUCUGUGCGGCGGCGGCGACGGCGACGGCCUGGAAUCUUUCCCGGAUGAGGAAUUUCGGGGAACAGGAACAGGAGGAGCGGCGCUCUUUCCACGACAAGCGGAGCUGCCUUGCUUUUGGCUGACAGCAAGAUCUCGGAUCCAAGCCCCAAGAUUCCUGCGGCAUUGCGGCAAGAACAUCGCCAGAAUCCAUCCAAGAUUAUCGGCGCUCCCGCGACGAUGCUGAGAAUGCCGGAUGGAUUCCCCUCUUGCUUCGGCGAAUACGGCGUCCAGGUUGCGGACAUGUCCAUGGGCGCCCGGAUGACGCAAAAUCUGGUGACUUGCGUCUAUCAGACCAAGCUCUGGGGCCACUGCCGCUUGAUCACGGUGACAUGGUGCAAGAAUCUCAUGGGGCAGGGAUUGAGCGUCAAUGUGGACGACCCAGCGUGCCACUACACUUGCAAGGUAGACAUGAAGCCGUGGUUCUUCUGGAAGAAGCAGGGAUCCAAGGCUAUGGAGGUGGAUGGGCAGAAAGUGGAGGUCUUUUGGGACCUCUCCUCAGCCAAGUAUCUCUGCGGGCCGGAACCGCAAGAUGGUUUCUACCUCGCCAUUGUUUCCGAUGGAGAGGUGGCAUUGCUGCUGGGCGAUAUGGUGAGGGAGGCUUACAAGAAGACGCAGGCGAGGCCACCGACGAUCGAGGCUAUGCUUCUCUCGCGGCGGGAGCACGUCUUUGGGAAGCGGUACUACACCACCAAGGCGCAGUUUGGCGAGAGUGGAAAAACUCACGACAUUAUGAUCGAGUGCCACACGAGUGGAGCUCGGGAGCCGCGGCUUUACGUGAGGGUGGACAGGCAGCUGGUGAUCCAGGUGAAGAAGCUUAUGUGGAAGUUUAGGGGGAACCAGACCAUCCUCGUCGACGGCUUGCCGGUGGAGGUGUUUUGGGACGUGCACAAUUGGCUCUUCAAUCCCUCGCUGGGGAAUGCCGUGUUUAUGUUCCAGACGUGCGUCUCGUCCGAGAGGCCGUGGAUGAAAGACGCCAUGGCUUGCUCGUCGAGCUUGCGAGUCCAGCCGGGAACAGGAGCAGCAGCCCAAGAUGCUGCUACUGCUGCUUCACACGUCUCGGCGGCUGGUUUUUCGUUGCUUCUCUACGCUUGGAAGAGCGAAUAGUUCCACACGAAGUUUUGUAAAUACUGUGGAGUGGGACGGGAGGAGGACACGAAGGGUGGUCCCUUUAUUCAUUCGACACGGCUUCUUCAGGUUAAUCUCUUGUUAAGUUCUCAUCUUCUUUUCUCCUUUUGUUUUUCACUCUUCUUCCCAGACCUUCUAGAUAAGAUCGAGACGAAGGCGAUUCAUGACAAUAAGUUUGAGUGGGGUUGAAGGUCCUCUGCUUGGGUAAGCCGUGUGUGUUUCCCAAGGGGCCUCCGAAAUUUAGCAGUACAGUGGCCUUUUUUUCCUGGCCUCUAGAGGUUCUACCUCCUCUAGAUUGGGAAGAAGUACUAAACUAUGUCACUUGCUACGAAACUCUUUUUUUUGUUUCCAAACGGCGAAAGCAAUCACCAAAUGUUUACUUUGAAAUGAUUGGUGUAUAGGCGAGAUUUUUCUAUGUUUCUUAGUCCGUUGCUCGUUAAUGUUUGAUGAUCUGUGCAGAUCUUCUGGAAGUAAUAAUUCUUUGACAACAAGAGAAUUCAAAAGCUUUGAAUCUUGAUGGAUGAGCACCGCCUUGCUGUCGUUGUGAAGACAAGGUGCGCAGCGGGUCCGAAGGUGCAGCAUGAAUGCAAGCUACUGAGCUUUUGAUAGGGACAGGUUCUAAUAGUUUGUGAUUUCUUUGUUUUCUGCCUCUCUUUUUUCUGCUUUGGUUGUUACUUCCCUCUCAUAGGGAGGGAGAUGUUUGGUGUGUUUUUGUUGGAGGAUGGCUCGCCAGUAGUGCUGUAUGGAAUUUUUACUGAUGGUGGUGGUGUCUGAUUGUUUCAUAGGGGAGCGAGAACGUCUUUCUCGAGGAAAACUAUCGCGAAUUGACGGGGAAGUGUAACGCCAGUGUACUACUGAUGAUACGUCGAACUAUUUUUCCGUUCAGAAGUCGCGACGCUAUAGCGGUUUGAGUAAGGCCGAAAACUCUUUCGUCUGCGCUGCAUUUGUUGCGCUCUUGGCAGCGUCGUUGUCACUCACACCUAUCCGCUCAGGCGCAUUGCACGAGUCCUCUCUGCAACAUCUUACCUAGAUUAAGCCUACAAGGGUGGUUUGUUCAAGUUGGGUGUGAAAAGCGGCAGCAUUGAAGGAGCCCACUGUCUUUAGUCAUGUGCAGCAGCAAGCUUUUCCAGCGAGACUUUUUUUUUAUUUCCCUUUCGACGACUUUGCGCUCACCAAGAUCUUCAACUUCAACUCGGCUGUCUGAAAGAAUGGCCGGCGAUGGAUACUUGUCCGAGUACGGCACGGAGCUCAAUAGUCGCCCGAUUGUAGCUCUGGCGGGCCGAACAGGGCGACUAAACUGCUGGUGGUCGGCAGUUUAUAAGCUCCAUACAGUUGGUCUCAGUUCUUCGAGCGAGGAGAUGUUCAAGCUGGGAUGCUUCUCCAGAAUCAAGACGUCCGACUCGCAGCCGUGCAGCAUGGAUUUGCAGCGAGUUACUUGGAUUUGCAACCAGACACCGGCAACGGUGGUUUUCCGGGACCGAUACAGGGAUCAGCUUGGCAGGCUCAGGCUUUCGGUGGCUCCUUUCUCGGACAAGUUUGUCCCGGUGGACAUGGCUGGGACGGAUACGUACUACGAGAUGAGAGUCGUGGUAGUGAGUGAUGGAGAUGGAGCAGCAAACAAUCUGGAGGGGCGGAGCUUGAGCUCGAGCGGCGCUCUGAGCGUGGACUCGGACGAUUUGCUCGUGUAUAAGAAGAUCACGGUGGCUCGCGAGGGGGACAGAGUUUUGGUGAAGAAGGAAGGGCGGCGCCAGGCAAUCUCGUAGUGCCGCGAAGUAGCGAAGAGAUUUUUUUUUGGGCGAUCGAAAGAGAUGGAAAGAACUUUCCCCCUCCGUGUUGAAGGGGUCAACUCACAUUUUCAAAGUGUGGAAUAUUCUAGAGGAUAUUAUUGUGACACGUGUAGAAUUUGGAAA
Molecule: messenger RNA, 3347 nt
Organism: Selaginella moellendorffii
Lineage: Eukaryota; Viridiplantae; Streptophyta; Lycopodiopsida; Selaginellales; Selaginellaceae
Exons: 8
Coding region: 490-1416 (308 amino acids)
Source: RefSeq, a predicted model, not a curated record